UGUGGUUUUGUCUUUUGUUCUAAAGAUGGCUGCAUUUAGGUUGGGUCGUAUUCUUCGUUUCAAUUCCUUUUUUGCUGGACGCCAGCCACUGAGGGCUUUAUCUGGACCCUCUGCAAGAGAAGCCUCCUCCUCCUCCUCUAGCACAGAAGAGGUCAUCGAACGAGAGCUGUCUUACGGGGCUCAUAAUUACAAACCUGUACCUGUGGCCAUAGCUAGGGGAGAGGGUGUCCACGUAUGGGAUGUUGAGGGAAGGAGGUACUUGGACUUCCUCAGUGCCUACUCUGCCCUCAAUCAGGGCCACUGUCACCCAAAGAUAGUCCAAGCAAUGAUGGACCAAGCUCAUACACUCACCCUGACCUCAAGGGCCUUUUAUACAGAUACACUUGGGGGGUAUCAGGAAUUUAUGACAAAGCUUUUCGGCUACGAUAAGCUCCUCCCGAUGAAUUCAGGAGUGGAGGCAGCUGAGACUGCAGUUAAACUUGCUAGGAGGUGGGGCUAUGAUGUAAAGGGUAUCCCCCAUAACCAAGCUAAGGUUGUUUUUGUUGAGGGUAACUUCUGGGGCCGUUCAAUAGCGGCAGUGUCCAGUUCUGUUGAUCCUGAGAACUAUGGCGGGUAUGGUCCUUAUGUGCCAGGAUUUGUUAUUGUACCGUAUGAUGACGUAGAGGCAUUGGAAAGGGUUCUAACUGAUCCCACGGUAGCUGGCCUCAUGCUGGAACCAAUCCAAGGUGAAGCAGGUGUAGUCUUACCACAAGAUGGCUACCUAAAGAAAGUGUCUGAUCUUUGUAAAGCUAACAAUGUUUUAUUCAUUGCUGAUGAAAUACAAACCGGAUUGGGAAGAACUGGAAAAUUAUUGGCGUGUGAUCAUGAAGGUGUUCGACCUGAUGUGGUUGUACUGGGCAAAGCUCUUUCAGGAGGAAUGUUUCCUAUCUCUGCAGUUUUGGCUGACAAUGAUGUCAUGUUGACUGUUAGACCAGGACAGCAUGGAUCAACUUAUGGUGGGAGUCCUCUUGCCUGCAAAGUGGCUAUGGCCAGUAUGAAGGUAAUUCUUGAAGAGAAAUUGACUGAGAAUGCAGCUGCACUUGGAUCUAUCCUUGAGAGAGAGUUGAGGGACCUACCUGCCUCCAUCGUAUCAGCCACUAGAGGGAGGGGUCUUCUACAUGCUCUUGUCAUCAAGAGACUAUCCAACGAUGCUAAUGCUUGGACUGUUUGUCUGAGACUGAGGGAUAGCGGGCUACUAGCUAAACCGACUCACGAUGACAUCAUUCGGUUUGCUCCUCCCCUCAUCAUCACAGAGACACAGCUAAUGGAAGCAGUGUCCAUCAUUAAGAAAGUCAUUUCAUCUUUUGAUUAGCAACAGAUCAUUUUAAUUAUAAUGAAAACAUUCCUUUUGUCAUUGAGCAGUAAAA
This is a messenger RNA of Amphimedon queenslandica, 1406 nucleotides long. RefSeq names its product ornithine aminotransferase, mitochondrial-like. Gene Ontology annotation, cellular component: cytoplasm. The transcript is spliced from 7 exons. Lineage: Eukaryota; Metazoa; Porifera; Demospongiae; Haplosclerida; Niphatidae. Gene Ontology annotation, molecular function: identical protein binding; L-ornithine transaminase activity; pyridoxal phosphate binding. The record is from RefSeq and is a predicted model, not a curated record. Bases 26 to 1351 code for a protein of 441 amino acids.